CAUUACAUUAUGAUGAGCGUAAUGAGGUUAUUUUAGGAAAAAGAAAGAAAAUACUGUUUAGAAAAAUAAAAUGUUUUCCUUAUAACGUGCAAUGGACUAUAUAAUUUUCUUGGAAUAGGAAUAUACGUGUUACCAUUUAGAAUGUUUAGACAGUUUAUACGAGCUUUAGAACCGGUCAAGAACAGACUGACACGAGCCGUUGCUGGUUCGAGCAAUGGAGCAGCAAAAAGCGAUAGUAACAACUUUGCACGUAACAGCCAGACGAAGGAACAAAAACUAUCAAGCACAUUAAAGAAUUCCCUACCAGGGAUCACAUACAUCAGUAUAGAAGAUAUAUCAGGAGGAUGCGGUGCCAUGUAUGAGAUCAACAUUGAAGCUAAAGAAUUUAGGGGUCUUUCAACUGUAAAACAGCAUCGCCUAGUCACUGAAAGUUUAAAAAGUGAAAUUGCUGAAAUGCAUGGAAUCCGUAUUCAUACUACACCAACAAAAAUAGAUGAUAAAUAAUAGUCACUGCAGUGAUUCAAAGAAGUAAUUUCCCUAAUUCCCAUGUUAGAAAAUAUUAGUGAUACUAAAAGAUAUUUUGUUGCUAAUAAAACUUUUCUAGUUGUGUUGUUACUUUAGAAUAACUUACUAUAAUUUCACCCUA
This is a messenger RNA of Diatraea saccharalis (sugarcane borer), 646 nucleotides long. The record is from the annotation of a GenBank genome assembly. NCBI's taxonomy places the organism in Eukaryota, Metazoa, Arthropoda, Insecta, Lepidoptera, Crambidae.